Messenger RNA from Austrofundulus limnaeus, 754 nucleotides. It is a transcript of the gene thoc7, whose product is annotated as THO complex 7. Lineage: Eukaryota; Metazoa; Chordata; Actinopteri; Cyprinodontiformes; Rivulidae. The transcript is spliced from 8 exons. Gene Ontology annotation, biological process: mRNA export from nucleus; mRNA processing. The record is from RefSeq and is a predicted model, not a curated record. Gene Ontology annotation, cellular component: THO complex part of transcription export complex. The coding region runs from base 36 to 647 and encodes 203 amino acids.
CUUCCAAAAAUAAACCGAAGAAGAAAAGCAACAUAAUGGGAGCUGUAACAGAUGAUGAAGUUAUACGAAAACGUCUUCUUAUUGACGGUGACGGAGCUGGAGAUGACCGUCGAAUAAAUCUGCUGCUGAAAAGUUUCACUAAAUGGUGCAACUCGCCUGGGACACCGGAGGAAGGGUUCACUCAGUACCAGAGGAUGGUYGGGACUCUGGCUCAGUGUGAGUUCUCCAUGGGGAAGACUCUGAUGGUUUAUGACAUGAAUCUUCGUGAAAUGGAAAAUUAUGAGAAGAUAUACUCUAACAUAGAACACAACAUCAUGUCUGCACAUGAGAAGAUCACAGAAUGCAAAAAAGAAAUUCAAAGGGCGAAGAGAAUACGAAAGAAUCGUCAGGAAUACGAUGCUUUAGCUAAAGUGAUCCAGCAGCACCCUGACAGACAUGAAACCCUCAAGCAACUGGAAGCACUUGACAAAGAACUCCAGCAACUUUCGCACAUCAAGGAGAAUGUGGAUGCAAAGUUGGAGUUGAGAAAGAAGCAGUUUCACGUUCUUCUUACGACCAUUCAGGAGCUACAGCAGACACUAGAGAUUGAUGAGAAAUCAGACAAUGAUGACCAAAGUCAGGAGAGUCCCAUGGAGAACAGCGAAUGAACUUUUAAAAAGGCCUGACUGAAACAGAUGUAGCUUUGAAAAUAWGAAGUUUGUUUUAGGGAGUCUUUUUGUAUGUAUUUUUGAAUAAAAUCAACUUCACUUCUGCU